ACUGGCGAAAAUGCGAACGUGGCGGGAUUCAUCGACCGCGUCCAGUGCUACUUGCUGGAGAAGAAUGGUGGAUCCGGCACGUCGGGAGACUACAAAACCCCGUACGCCGGCGACGCGACGACGCAGACGGCGAACGCGGCGUCGUACCCUCUGAGCUUCGUCGGAGGGCUUUGCAACGGUACCGCUCUGAUAGAAAACGACCCGCAUCUCACGGGCGCCCGCGGCACGCACUACGAUUUCACGGGGCAGCUCGACAAGUCUUUCUGCCUCCUCUCCGACCGUCAGUUUCACGUGAAUAUGCUUCUUAACGGGUACCAGGGCGCUCCGCCCGCACUUCCCGCGUCGGCAUCGUCAAUUAACGGCAAAGAUUCGAGCACGGAGCUGCACACGUGGAUUAAGGAGCUCGGCGUCGUUUGGAUGACGGCCGACGGCGCAAACCACACUCUGCGCAUCGUGGCGCGCAAGGGGAAGCAGCAGGAGCGUGGGUACGGCUUCGUUUCGCGGAUUGAGAUCGACGGAAAAGUGACUUCGCUGCCAAGCGUUGGCGAAACGAUUGCGACGGAAAGCGGACUGAUGGUUACCAAAGUCGCGGAGGAGAAGGAGGGACCGUUCGAUGUGGAUCAGUUUCAGGUGCGUGUGGUGGGGCUGGGGGAACUCGACGUGCGCGUGCGCGUGGCGCACCCGCUGCUGCAGACUCCGACGGAGGCUGAGGCGCACAUUAACGUCGAGCUGUCCGACGUCCAGAUGACGUCAGCCGUGCACGGCGUGCUCGGGCAGACGUUUAGGAACACGCCGGACAUCGCAAAAAAGUGGCAAUCUAAAAACCAUUCGAGGUGGAGCGAGGAUGCCGACUAUCUGCAGAACAUUCAAAUACCAUUCGCAGAACGUUCGCGUAGCAUUUGGCAGGGUUGAUUCCUUCCUACCCCGUUCCCUCC
Molecule: messenger RNA, 935 nt
Organism: Closterium sp. NIES-67
Lineage: Eukaryota; Viridiplantae; Streptophyta; Zygnematophyceae; Desmidiales; Closteriaceae
Source: the annotation of a GenBank genome assembly